Messenger RNA from Brassica rapa (field mustard), 1711 nucleotides. RefSeq names its product zinc finger BED domain-containing protein DAYSLEEPER. The record is from RefSeq and is a predicted model, not a curated record. Gene Ontology annotation, molecular function: protein dimerization activity; DNA binding. NCBI's taxonomy places the organism in Eukaryota, Viridiplantae, Streptophyta, Magnoliopsida, Brassicales, Brassicaceae.
CUCUGUUCUAUUUUUUUUUUAUGUCGUCUCCAGUUCUUAUGAUAAGAGCUGAUAGAAUUUAGAUACUUGGUUACUAGUACAUAGAUCUCUUUGUUUCUUGUGUUGUUGUGUUCUUGUGUUCUUAUAGCUGAUAGAAUUUAGGUAAUAGGUUACUAGUACAUAGAUCUUUUUGUUUCUUGUGUUGUUGUGUUCUUCUGUUCUUAUAGCUGAUAGAAUUUAGGUAAUAGGUUACUACUUACUAGUACUUGAUCGUCUAUGCGUGGAUGGUUGCUUGUUCUUGAUCGCCUCUUACAUAUGAUAUGGUUGCUUGCUCUUGAUUGUUUAGUUUGAUAGUUUGAUAGGACUUGAGUAUGAGACUUGAUCUUUACGUCUGAUAGUUUAGAUAAUAAAAAUUUCUUAUAAUGGUUGAGUCUCUGACCAAUGAGAAAUAAGAGAAUAGUUGCUAUAAUUUUUAAAAUUGCAAAAAAAUAGAAACAGAACCCUAAACAAUAUUACCUAAACUCACGACCUAAGCAAAAAAAAAAAACGACGCAGAAACCUAAACUCUAUCUCUAAGUCUCUAACGAAGAAGAGAGAAAGAGAUGACAGAUGAUGGUUCAAGUUUCGAUCCAAAUUUCACACCGUUGAAUACAAUGGAUUUUGAGAGCCAGCGAGUCCUUGGAGUUAUUUUGGCAGCUGAUGAGGCUGAUGAUGGUUCAUCUGAUGGAGCAAAAAAGAAGCAAAGAAAGAAGAGAAGGCUUAUUCAAGCUGAUGAUGAUGAAGAUGAUAGUGAUGUUGAAAUCACUCCUCCACCAAUACAAGCUACUACUCUGCGCAAACAAGCCACCUGCGGAACCGUGCGAGCCUUGAAAUCAAAGAAACCAAUGUUGCAGGUAUGGAAGAUCCAUAAUUGGCUGCAGAUAAAUGAGGAAAGCGAUGAUGAGAUUAUCCGAGAGAUGGUGAUACCGAUGAAAGAGAAGUUCGAUAAGUACUGGGAAGAAGUCAGUGAUCUUUUUGCAAUGACAGCUGUCUUUGAUCCACGCUUGAAGCUUCCAGUUGUAGAGUAUUGUUUAGGGAGACUUGACAUGAGUACACGUGAUGCGAAAAUGAAGAACUUGCGUCUGAAGCUGGAAACUUUGUUUCAAUCAUACGACAAAAAAUCAAAGUCAACAUCACCUUCUGCAGAUUUGGAUGAACCUGCACUAGAUAUGGAUAGCUUUGAAAGUUUGGAUAUUCUCGACUGGUGGAAAGAUAAUACUCACAGGUUUGGUGAUUUGCCAGCAAUGGCUUGUGAUCUGCUUAGCAUUCCGAUCACAACAGUGGCUUCAGAAUCCUCCUUUAGCAUCGGUUCGAGAGUUCUGAACAAAUACAGGAGCCGUCUACUUCCCAAAAAUGUGCAGGCUCUGAUAUGUAGUAGGAAUUGGCUAAAAGGAUUCGAAGCUUAUGAACAUGAAGAUGAAAUGGAUGGUGAAGAAGAGAUAGUUGAAGUUGAAGAAGAAGAAACUUGAUUUUUAUUUUGAUCUGGUGUUUUUUUUUAUUCGCAUUAUGGAUUUUGUGGCGCUCUUUUUCUCUUGUCGGGUUUUGUCCCAAUGGGUUUUCUCGAUAAGGUUUUUACCGAGGCCACGUUACAUUGUUUGGAUUUUGUUUGGGUGUUCAUUUACAUUACUUGGAUAUGAUUACUUAGAUUUGGUGUUGUUACUUAAUGUCAUUCUUAUGCAUACACAUCAGUGCA